GUGAAUUGCUUGACCUCACGCUACAUUUGAAUUGUUUUCAUAUGUGGUUUUAAGACUUGAUGUUAGUUUCUUUCUUGGAAGACUGGAUUAUUUUCAUGAUGUCGUCUGAUAUUAGUGAUUUUACUUAUGACAAAUUGCUCGCAUUGGCAUCACGAUACAACAGACGACUUCAGCAGGAUAAAAUGAGUCGCCUACCUUUCUUGGAUGGCGCUACGGGUAUAGCUCAGAGACCAUGCCUAUUGUACCGCAACCAAAGAGAAAGAGAAGGAGGUGAGCAAGUUCCAAUAAAUCCUAACUUUUAGGCUAUUUAACCCAAAUUUAUCGGUAUCGCCCUCAUAGAUGGAAAAAAAGCAGACGAGCUGGUCAGCUUCCUUCUUUUUUAUAUCAUGGAGAUACACUUAAUGGAAAUUUAAAAACUGAACGUCUUAAUAUCGCUUCAGGUUAUGACGUAAAUCCUAAAGAAGUAGAUGACGAAGAUAAUCGAAGUACAUGGGCAGCUUGCCCAGAGUACGAUGUGGAUUCUGAUGCUAGUGAUCUUAUGGAUGAAAACCCCGUUGUUCGAAGGCGGAGAAGAAAAGGGCGAACCCCACGCAUUAGUCGGUCAGCUCAUUCUGGACCAGGUCGGCGCCGUUCUGCUUACUCUGGUUUUGAUGACGAUGCAAAUGACCGCCAAACGUCUUUACCUGUAUUCCUGUGCGAAUUUUGUGGUGUGCGAUACAGGUCUCGGGCUGGAUUAAACUAUCACAUCAAUUCACAACAUUCAGAGACCCCAAGAAUGAGUUGUGCGCGUCCAGCUUUCAAGUCGCCCUAUCGAGGAGAUGGUCACCAUCACAACCAUCAUUCUCAUCAUCAUCAACAACAACCUCAGAUUAGUCAUUUGCUCAAUGGAUCAUUAAACAAUUCAGGAAUUUCCAAUAAUUAUCCAUCUGGUUCCCAUUCCAAUUCAUUAAAUAACAAGAACAAUGAUAAUAGUAAUCUAUUUUCUUCUGCGAAUGGUCCGAUUGCUCCAUCACGGGUUCGGCCUUCGACUGUCGAGAAAGGUGGUAGUUUAAUUAUUGAAGCACGUGAAUGGCGAGAUGUGAAUGUUACAGACUCGACCGAAAAUACUUGUGAUUUCUGUCUCGGUGAUGAAAGAUUGAACAAGAAGACCGGACAGCCAGAAGAUUUGUUACGAUGUUCAGACUGCGGACGGUUUGCUCACUUCUCCUGCUUGCAGUUUACACCAAAUAUGAUUGCUUCUGUACAUACUUACCGAUGGCAGUGUAUAGAGUGCAAAACUUGUUGGCUUUGUGGAACUUCAGAAAAUGAUGAACAAAUGCUGUUCUGUGACGAUUGUGAUCGAGGUUAUCACAUGUACUGUUUAGAUCCACCGUUAUCUGAACCACCGGAAGGUAGUUGGAGUUGUAAGUUGUGUGUAGAGCGUUUUCAAACAACAGCUGCUUCCUAUUCUACCUCUUUAGUUGAUGUUGGUAUGACGAAGAAAUCUGAUACAUAUAAUAAUGUAAUAAAUCAUAAUGAUGUAAAUACUUGUGAGUCAAAGUUGAAUGUGCCUUGUUGUUCAACGGCGUUGACAUCGUCAGUUGUUAGCACUGUUGAUGUUGCUGCUGCUUCUUUCCAAACACCCUUAACCUCAUCUUCACCAUCCUCUUCCUCACUUUUCCAGUCUUCAACACAUCUUCAAAAGAUAUUGAUUAACUAUAUCGAUCCAACUGUUUCUUGAUAAGUUUUUCUUUGUGUAUCCUGUACUCUUCAAGUACAUAUAUUUACGAUGAGAAAUCAUUGUAUAUGUCUUGGUAACAAUAAUAAUCUGAAAGUAUUUUCUAGGAUUUUUAAAUUCACUGAAAGAAUCUAAUAUUUUCUCUCUAUCCAAUCUUCUUAAACCUCUCUUACUACUUAUGGAGUUGAUUGACCCGAGGGAUAAUGAAACAAAGGUUGACAAGUGUACACACUGUUUGAAACAAAGUGUAAACGUCUGCCUACAUCAAUCAUUAUCUUUAUUUAUGUGCAUAAAUCUGAUCAAUUGCUUUUCUAUCUCACUAAACUGACUACUUAAAACGUCUGGCUAUGCAUGUGUGUGUGUUAUACUUGUCUUGUUUCACUGCUAUCCUUUCUUCAUUUCUCUAAUAAUGAGGGAGGAGCAUAAGUCAACCUUAGUGUAACCUCUUAUUCACUUCUAUGUUUAGUGUUUUUUUCCUAAAAAAAAUGUAUUUUUCUCUAAGUGUAUGUUAUAAUGUGGUUAAUGUUAGAUAUUCUGAUGUACUGAGCUAUUAUUCGCCUUCCUCUCCACUUUUUGUAAGAAAUAUGAUUCUCAGUUGUGUUCUUUUUUUUACCGCUAGUAUUUUAUAAGUUAGCGUUUAAUGAUUACCAAUUUUUCUACCUGUAUAUUAAGUUGUUUAUCCUGCAUCAUCAUCAUAAUGAUACGGAGGGGUUGAUCUUAUUUCUUUGUUACAACCUCUGUUUCUUAGCAUUUUUCUUUGAAUAGGUGGCAGAUGUUUGCUACCAUCAUACAAAAUUACUGUUUUUAUUAAUUUAUUGCAUUAUUGUUAUUAUUUAAAACACUUCUACUCGACACUAUUAUCGCUAUGAAUAUUGUGUUUUCUACUUAUAUGUGUAUGCCUUUUUGUUCAGCUCUUUUUUCUAUUCCGAAAAUGGUAUAUAUUUUGUAUUACUAUUAUUAUUAUUAUUUCUUGACUUGACUGCCAUAUUUUACUUUCUGACGAAGUAUUUUAACCUGGCUUACUUUAUCAUGGAUUGGUUUAAAUGCUAUUAGAUUUAUAUGUAAUAAAACUAGGUUAC
Molecule: messenger RNA, 2796 nt
Organism: Heterobilharzia americana
Lineage: Eukaryota; Metazoa; Platyhelminthes; Trematoda; Strigeidida; Schistosomatidae
Source: the annotation of a GenBank genome assembly